Hemisphaericaspora subhashii is the source of this 876-nucleotide messenger RNA. Its product is annotated as SDR family oxidoreductase. Lineage: Eukaryota; Fungi; Ascomycota; Pichiomycetes; Serinales; Debaryomycetaceae. The transcript has a single exon. The record is from RefSeq and is a predicted model, not a curated record. Gene Ontology annotation, molecular function: oxidoreductase activity, acting on NAD(P)H, oxygen as acceptor. Gene Ontology annotation, cellular component: intracellular anatomical structure. Bases 1 to 876 code for a protein of 291 amino acids.
AUGACCCAACUUGAAUCAAACGGGAAUUCAAAUUCAAAAGAAAUAACUUCAUUAAUCAAUCCUGAAAUAGGACCCUUACCAACGCAACAACCAACCCUCCCCACCAAUGUCCUUGAUUUAUUCUCUCUCAAACUGAAAGUCGCCGCUAUUAGUGGAUCUUCAGUUGGGAUCGGAUAUGCAGUUGCUGAAGCCUACGCCCAAGCAGGUGCUGAUGUUGCCAUUUGGUAUAAUACUCAUCCUGCUGAUGAAAAAGCUGCAAAAUUAGCAGCAAAAUACGGAAUCCGUUGUCAGGCCUACAAAUGUAACAUCACCGAUCCUGAAGAAGUUGCAAGAGUGAUUAAUCAGAUUGAGCAAGAUUUCGGCACCAUUGAUAUCUUUGUUGCUAAUGCCGGUGUUGCUUGGACUUCUGGUCCAAUGGUGGAUGUUCAUGAUGGGUUUAAGAGUUGGAAAAGGAUUGUUGAUUGUGAUUUAAAUAGUGUUUAUUAUUGUGCUCACGCUGUUGGGCAAUUAUUUAAACGGAAAGGAAAGGGGAGUUUUAUUGUUACUUCAUCGAUAUCUGGUCAUAUUGUGAAUGUACCACAAUUCCAAGCCGCUUAUAAUGCAGUAAAAGCUGGUGUUAGACAUAUGGCUAAAUCAUUAGCCAUUGAAUGGGCUCCAUUUGCAAGAGUUAAUAGUGUUAGUCCUGGAUAUAUUAUUACUGAUAUUUCCGAAUUUUGUGAUCCAGAAGUUAAGAGUAGAUGGUGGCAAUUGAUUCCAAUGGGUAGAGAAGCUCUGACUCAAGAAUUGGUUGGUGCUUAUUUAUAUUUGGCUUCAAAUGCUUCUACAUAUACUACAGGUACCGAUAUUGUUGUUGAUGGUGGAUACACUUGCUCAUGA